Messenger RNA from Ziziphus jujuba (common jujube), 981 nucleotides. RefSeq names its product small ribosomal subunit protein uS7. Lineage: Eukaryota; Viridiplantae; Streptophyta; Magnoliopsida; Rosales; Rhamnaceae. The transcript has 4 exons. Gene Ontology annotation, biological process: ribosomal small subunit assembly; translation. Gene Ontology annotation, cellular component: ribosome; cytosolic small ribosomal subunit. Gene Ontology annotation, molecular function: rRNA binding; structural constituent of ribosome; mRNA binding. Bases 102 to 722 code for a protein of 206 amino acids. The record is from RefSeq and is a predicted model, not a curated record.
UACAUCUCUCACUCCCAGACGCUGUGUCUCUCCUUCUUUCCCUUUGUUCGUUUGGCCUCCGUUGCUGUUUCGUCUUCUGUAUCUUCUUUCAGUCUCUGAGAAUGGCUGCUGCAAUUGGAAUCGCUCCGGAUUCAGUUCAGCCUCACUUUGAGGUGAAGCUCUUCAACAGAUGGAGCUUCGACGAAGUCCAGGUUAGUGACAUCUCUUUGGCCGAUUACAUUGGAGUUGUCCCGGCCAAGCAUGCCACCUAUGUUCCUCAUACUGCUGGGAGGUACUCUGUCAAAAGGUUCAGGAAAUCCCAAUGUCCGAUAGUGGAGAGACUUACAAACUCACUGAUGAUGCACGGGAGAAACAAUGGCAAGAAGCUCAUGGCUGUGAGGAUUAUCAAACAUGCUAUGGAAAUUAUCCAUUUGCUGACUGAUUUGAACCCCAUUCAAGUCAUUGUUGAUGCCGUUGUUAACAGUGGACCAAGGGAAGAUGCAACUCGUAUUGGAUCAGCUGGUGUGGUCAGGCGUCAGGCUGUGGAUAUUUCCCCUUUGAGACGUGUUAAUCAGGCUAUCUAUCUCCUUACCACUGGUGCUCGUGAGGCUGCUUUUAGAAACAUCAAAACAAUUGCAGAAUGUUUGGCAGAUGAACUCAUAAAUGCUGCCAAGGGUUCAUCCAACAGUUAUGCCAUCAAGAAGAAAGAUGAGAUUGAGAGGGUUGCCAAGGCCAAUCGUUGAGUUGUUGGAGAUACAAUGUUUUGGUUCAACAAGAGGAGAAUUUUGUUUGUGAUUUUCUUUUUAUGUAGUAUUUAACGUCACCAGAAAAACGUUUACGUAAAGAUUUUAGUGGGCUUCUGUCUUAUGCUAAAACAAUGGUGAUCUGUUUUUGUGCUGCAGAAGAUUAAUCGGUUCCUCUUACUUCGUAAUUUAUUUAUAACUCUUAACAUUUUUGAAUAUUUAAAGGGUGUGUCUUCGGAAAUUGUUCCGAUUUGGUUUA